This is a messenger RNA of Coregonus clupeaformis (lake whitefish), 1118 nucleotides long. It is a transcript of the gene perp, whose product is annotated as p53 apoptosis effector related to pmp22. Gene Ontology annotation, biological process: cell-cell adhesion. The record is from RefSeq and is a predicted model, not a curated record. Gene Ontology annotation, cellular component: membrane; cell-cell junction. Bases 202 to 759 code for a protein of 185 amino acids. The transcript has 3 exons. Lineage: Eukaryota; Metazoa; Chordata; Actinopteri; Salmoniformes; Salmonidae.
GGAGUUGCUGGUUGGGUUGACUCUCGCCCUUCAUACAUGACCAGUUUUACAGGUUUAUUAAACAGGUUUACUGUGACCUGAUUACGUUGCAAACUCGGGUGUGGCUUUUAGAUUUGAUCAGUAAAAAAGGUGUACACAGACCCAGACGUUAUCUGGACGCUCGACCGCUUCUAUCUGAACUGUCUUUUCUGUUUGUCGAAUAUGUUUCGCUGUGGAAUUGCGUAUCCAAGAUGCAGGUGGAUCGUACCACUUCUUUUGCUUUUUGCGAUUAUAUUUGAUAUUAUUGCCAUUGCUGCUACCUCGGGAUGGGUUGAGGACAAGGGCGCAAAAUCCCACUACGCAAGUAUGUGGAGCCAAUGUCGAGGGCGGAAUGACAACUGGGACUGCACAUCUCUCAUGGAAUUGUCUUGGGCCCAGGCUGUGGCAGCUCUUAUGAUCAUCGGCCUCAUCAUCCUCAUCAUCGCUUUCAUCAUCUCCUGUAUCGCCCUCUGCUGCACCCUCAACAUCAGCCUGCUGCCUGUCAUUGGGGCCCUGCUCUUCAUCACUGUGGUCAUUCAGUUCAUCGCCCUCAUCAUCUACCCAGUCAAGUUCAAUGACCUGAUCUUCGAGGGCCACUACGACUACACCUGGGCCUAUGGCUUCGGUUGGGGGGCCACCAUCCUCACCAUCGGCUGUGGGAUUCUCUUCUGCUGCCUGCCUCGCUACGAGGACGAGCUCACAGGCCUCGCCAAGACCAAAUACAUCUAUACCUCAGCUUAGAGGAACCACGGACACCCGCAGGCUACAUCUCAAUAGUCUGAAGUGGCUUCCCUUCUCCGCAUCUCCUUCCCUUCAUCUACACUGAUGAAAACACAGGAUAGGUGAAAGCAAAAUAGUGGACACCUGCCAGGUUCUUUCACAUCAGUGCAGAUGAAGGACAGGAGACAAGGAGACAAGGAGACAAGGAGAGGAAGCCCACUUUAGACUAUUGAGAUGCAGCCCCAGGACAGAAGCACCUCUGCCACCACAGAGGACAGAGGACACUGACACUUAGACAUAUCAUUGGACGUUAAUUUAGUCAUUUCCAACAACGCUGAAUGCCCUCUCCGUUGGAAGGAUCCCAUAGAUGUGUAUCUCUG